This is a messenger RNA of Aspergillus steynii IBT 23096, 1632 nucleotides long. RefSeq names its product MFS transporter. The transcript has 4 exons. The record is from RefSeq and is a predicted model, not a curated record. Gene Ontology annotation, biological process: transmembrane transport. Bases 1 to 1632 code for a protein of 543 amino acids. NCBI's taxonomy places the organism in Eukaryota, Fungi, Ascomycota, Eurotiomycetes, Eurotiales, Aspergillaceae. Gene Ontology annotation, molecular function: transmembrane transporter activity.
AUGGUAUUGACACAGCAGGAAAGACCAACCGCCUCGAACGAUCAAUUCCCCACCACUCAGCUAUUUCUUCUAGCAAUAUGUCGUGUUGCGGAGCCAAUCGCCUUGACUUCGAUCUUCCCAUACUCCUGGGUGAUGGUCAAGGACUUCCGCGUGGCUGACAGCGACAAUGCUUCCUUUUACGCCGGUAUCCUCAUCUCCGCCUUUUCGCUUGCCGAAGCACUCACCGGUAUGUUCUGGGGAAGCCUAUCCGAUCGCAUCGGCCGCAAGCCUGUGCUGCUUUCUGGAUGCUUUGGCACUAUACUUUCCCUUCUCAUCGUGGGGCUCGCCCCCAACUUUUGGAUCGCUCUAUUCGGCCGGGCCCUAGGAGGUAUCCUGAACGGAAAUAUCGGGGUCAUUCAAACUAUGGUCGGUGAAUUGGUCAAGCGACCCGAACACGAACCUCGGGCCUACGCCGUGAUGCCAUUUGUCUGGUCAAUCGGGACAAUCAUGGGACCAGCCAUUGGAGGCUUGCUAGCAAGACCCGCUGAAGGUUUUCCCUCGUUCUUCUCUCCCGACGGCCUGUUUGGAAUUUAUCCUUACUUGCUACCAAAUGUCGUUUGUUCUAUAUUACUACUUUGCAGCAUGCUGUUUAGCUGGCUCUUUUUACAAGAGACACACCCCGACAUGCAAUCGGCUGAUUGUGAACGGGAUAUGAAUGACGUGACUGCCGAACGGCCUCUUCUGGUAUCUGCCGGUGCCACGGCGAAUGCCGGUGCCGACCUACGAGUUGAAUCUUACGGGACUUUUAAUCAAGUCCGACUUCAUCAGGAUGAGAAUUUGAUGGUGUAUGCGGAUGGCUCGAAGUCGGAAGGAGCCCCCACAAAGCAACCUAUCUUCACAUGGCGAGUCACCAUGCUCAUUAUUGCGUUGGCUAUCUUCACUUAUCAUUCAAUGACGUUUGAUCAUCUGCUGCCCAUCUUUCUUCAGGAUAAAAAUGUCACCGAAAUCUCCACACUGGGCACCUCAUCUCUCAGCUUUCCGGGCGGAAUUGGCCUAUCCACUUCAACUGUCGGUCUAAUCAUGUCUACGGAUGGCAUCAUCGCGCUCUUUAUCCAGAGCGUGAUUUUCCCGGCCCUGGCUCGCUAUCUGGGAGUGUGGAAACUUUUCGUGGUGGUGACCGUUUUGCAUCCCUUGACUUAUUUCAUUGUCCCAUUCCUGAUAUUCCUUCCCCACAAGGUCUUAUUCGUCGGGAUCUACACGUGCUUGGCCCUUCGCAACGUCCUUUCCAUAAUUGACUACCCCGUCUUGCUGAUCCUUAUCAAGCAAGCUAGUCCUUCGGAUUCAGUCCUGGGGAAGAUAAAUGGCCUUUCUGCAUCUGCCGGCGCCGCCUCGCGCACUAUUGCCCCUCCUGUGGCUGGGUACCUGUACAGCACCGGUUCUAGAGUCGGAUGUACUGCACUGGCGUGGUGGGGGAGCACUUUCGUUGCCCUCAUUGGCGCCGUGCAGCUAUGGUUCAUCCAACCAAAAAAACAUACCUCUGCGACUGUACGACCGGCUGGAAGCUGUCACUAUGUUCCCGACGAGGCUCAGCCGCGGAAGGAGAACGUUCAUAUCAUCGUGGCAGAAGCCGAUCCCAGCCCGCGUGACGCAUGA